Molecule: messenger RNA, 1626 nt
Organism: Dalotia coriaria
Lineage: Eukaryota; Metazoa; Arthropoda; Insecta; Coleoptera; Staphylinidae
Product: alpha-amylase-like
Exons: 4
Coding region: 85-1575 (496 amino acids)
Biological process (GO): carbohydrate metabolic process
Molecular function (GO): alpha-amylase activity; cation binding
Source: RefSeq, a predicted model, not a curated record
AAAAGCCACGCGAUUCAAGUGAAUAUCAGUCAACAACGACAACUUAACCCAUUAAGAGGUCAACAAGUUGCCUAAAUCAGUGAAAUGUUUAAACUGUGCGCGGUUUUAUUAGUUGUGGGCGUGGCUCUGGGUCACAAAGAUGCCCAUUUCCACAGUGAUAGAAACUCCAUUGUUCAUUUGUUCGAAUGGAAAUGGAAUGACAUCGCUGAUGAAUGCGAAAGGUUCUUACAACACAAAGGAUAUGCAGGUGUUCAGGUUUCCCCUGUUUCUGAAAACAUCAUUGCUGCUAACAGACCAUGGUGGGAACGUUACCAACCCAUCAGUUAUCUACUAAACACUCGUUCUGGUAAUGAGGAAGAGUUUGGCAACAUGGUUCGCAGAUGUAAAGCUGUUGGUGUUAAUAUCUACGUCGAUGUUGUCAUCAACCACAUGACAGGACCUGGUAACCAAGGAACCGGAACAGGCGGAAGUGUUGCCUACCCAGAUAACAAAGACUACCCAGCUGUACCAUACAGCGGUUAUGAUUUCCAUGCUGAUUGCACCAUCAACGACUACAACAACCCUGAAGAAGUCCGUAACUGUGAACUUGUAGGUCUUAAAGAUCUCAAUCAAAGCACUGAAUACGUCCGAGGAAAAAUCGUGGAUUUCCUCAAUCAUUUGAUUGAAUUAGGCGUCGCUGGUUUCCGUGUAGAUGCUGCCAAACACAUGCAUCCCAUUGAUCUGGAAGUGAUUUACAACCGUGUGAAUAAUCUGAACACAGCAGUAGGACAUCCAGCUGGUGCUCGUCCAUACAUCUUCCAAGAAGUGAUUGACCUCGGUGGUGAGGCUAUCAGCCGCGAGGAAUACACCAGUUUUGCUGCUGUGACUGAAUUCAAAUAUGGCGCUGAGAUUGGUAGGGUAUUCAGAGGUUACAAUCAAUUGAAAUGGUUGAAGAACUGGGGCACUGAAUGGGGUUUGUUGACCGAUCAGGAAGCAAUUGUUUUUGUUGAUAAUCAUGAUAACCAACGUGGACAUGGUGCUGGAGGUGCUGAUAUCCUAACCUACAAAGAUUCUAAGAUGUACAAACAGGCGAUUGCUUUUAUGUUGGCCCAUCCGUAUUAUCAUGUCACCAGGAUUAUGUCUAGUUUUGAUUUUAACAACUCUGAUCAGGGACCUCCUGCUGACAGCAAUGGAAACGUGAUUUCUCCUGGAAUCAACGCUGAUGAUACCUGUUCCAAUGGAUGGGUCUGUGAACACCGUUGGAGACAGAUUUACAACAUGGUUAGAUUCCGCAAUGCAUGCAAAGGUCGCGCGAUUGACAACUGGUGGUCUAAUGAUGACAAUCAAAUCGCUUUUGAGUUGAAAGGAGCAGGUUUCAUUGCCCUGACUACUUCCGGUGACAUAACCGCAAACCUUCCAUGUUCUCUACCUGCUGGAGUGUAUUGUGAUGUCAUUACCGGUGAUGUGGUCAAUGGCGCUUGCACUGGUAAAACCGUCAAAGUUGAAAAUGGCCGCGUGACUGUCAAUCUUUCCGAAAAUGAAGACGAUGGUGUUUUGGCUAUUCACAUCGAUGCUAGACUUCGUUCCAAGUUGUAAAAAUAUAAAAAAUUACAAGAAUUAAAAAUAUAUUGAACUGAAUUAGCAAGA